AUGGUGAUUCUCUCCGUGAUCUGGACUUGGAUCUGCAAUAUCGCUUGGCCCUUUGGAACUCGGCCAGAAGACUCCCAGGAGAAUCCCAAUACUCAACCGCUUCAAACCGAUCGAGAGCAGCAUAAUCCUCGACCUCGACCCGAUGGAGACCGACUGACCGAACCCGCAAAUAUUGACUAUACUAAACCUUCCCAAUCUUCUCAUGACCCUUACCUUGGUCUCCCAGUAAUUGCGACCGGCAUGACUGGGGUGAUUCUGGACUUAGGAAACGGCCAUGCAGAAUACAUGAACGAAAUCAACCGAAAAACACUAGAAAUUGAGAUCCAAAUCUAUCAACGUCUGGGCAGUUAUGAAGGGAUAAUAUGCUUUCAUAUCUCUCCGGAUGGGAUUGAGCUACCCCGUGCACAAGAAGACCUGGAGAAUUAUUUAGCAUCCCAUCCGGAGCCUGAGGAAACGUUCAAAAUUACAUGGAUAUUGAGUCUCAUCGGGACUUUUUCAUAUAUUCAUUCUCAUAAGGUGUUUGUGGAUGAUAUUGCUCUUCAUAAUAUCUUGGCUUUUGAUGACCAGCUGAAGAUCACAGAUUUCGACCAGUCUAUUCUCCUUCCUCUUGAUACUGAUAUCACUUCUGUUAAUGAGAAUGAUCUAACUGUUCAGAUCGAAAUCUUGCAUCUUGGUUGGAUUAUGUACUCGAUUGCUUCCUGGCAGGCGCAUAAGUAUUAUUUCUUUAGCCCGGAAAACCCUAAUUUCCGUUGGCCGACUUCAUUUCCAGAUGUUGAUCAUAUUCUCUGCGGAAGGAUCAUCAAAAAGUGUUGGCGUGGUGAAUAUGCGAGUAUGGAUCAUGUGCAAGAUGAGGCCCUGGAAUUUCUCACUUGUCACUAG
Aspergillus sclerotioniger CBS 115572 is the source of this 879-nucleotide messenger RNA. RefSeq lists its product as uncharacterized. NCBI's taxonomy places the organism in Eukaryota, Fungi, Ascomycota, Eurotiomycetes, Eurotiales, Aspergillaceae. The coding region runs from base 1 to 879 and encodes 292 amino acids. The transcript has 3 exons. The record is from RefSeq and is a predicted model, not a curated record.